GGCCCAAUGCCUCACGAGAUUCCUCCUUUCUCUGUCAGAGUGUAGAGCACUGUUUUCCCGCCAAAAAAAAAAAAACCCUCUUCCCACCAUUCCUUUAUUUACUGUCAUGUCUUUCACUGCACCCACUUCGGUGCUGAAAGCCUGAAACAGACACAGAAUCUAGAGAGAGAAAGAUGAAGGGGGCAUCCAAGGUGAUCAUGGGUGCGACCCUGGUAAUGGUCGUGAGCCUUGCCAUUGUAUUAGGCCUGAUCUUGGUGCUUCUGGCUGAGCUCUACUGUUCUCUCUUGCUCCGCCGCAGGAAAAUGAGAGAGUCCAACUCUGACACCACCCUCCCCACUACCGCGGCCGUGGUGGCAGCUGCCGCUAAUGCUUCUGCUCCUUCUCAAGAAAUCCACUACCAAUCCACCAGUCCUCUUAGCAGCUUCUACGCGCAGGGGGUUCUUCGUGCUCCUAGAAGCCUACUUUUCCCUAUAGUUUACAAAGAAACCAAGGUUGAGCUUGAUCCCACCGUUCUUGAAGUUCACGCCGCCCAAGAAUCAAACCAAUGUCUCAAAAAAAAGGGAAUCCUUUCUCCUCCGCUUUCAAUUUCCUCUGUUUCAUCACCGAACCUUCAGGAAAUCUCAAUCAAAAUCGGCCCCGGUAGUAGUGCUCCUUGUGAUGACAAGGCUUUUGGUGGCACCGGUGGCAGUGGGGAGCGUGAUUUCGUGUACAUUUCGAAUCCCAUCUACGAUAACGACGCAUGCAGGGCAAAGACACCAUUUGAGACACCGGACACGUCGCCGUCACGUCUAGAAGACGGCCGUUCUUCUGACGACGACGAUGAGAAAGAGAUAGCUCAACCGUCUUCCGUUAGUUCCCACUCGCCCCCACUCACACCUCCAUUGACUCCGAUGAAGAAGCUCCCUGCACAGGCCUGCUCUGUUUCUCUCAGAGACGCCAGGUCCUUAGGCACUUCAAGCAACGAUUCUAAUAGCAACAAUGGCCUCUCCUCAUCAUCUUCUGAUUCUCCAUGCACUUCUCCUUCAUGGUAAUCUAGGUCUAAUUUCUUCAUCUUUUCACAGAGUUUAAUGAGGUUUGGUGUUUUCUGUUUGUGAAUACGUGAUGGAGAUGUUAGCUGUAGCAGAAAAGGAGAAACUGUAGUUGCUUUUAUUUCACAGCAGGCGUGAGGGAUGGCUCAGCCACCGAAGCCAUGCCCAUGCCCAUGCCCUUAAUUAAAAUUCCAACUUUCUCUUUCUCUGUUUGCUUGUAUUCAUCUGGUUGUUAGGGUGUUUCCGGAAAGAUGUUCUUUUUCCUUUUAUAACCUUAUCCUCUUUAGUUUAAUUAAUCUCACAAAUACUU
Molecule: messenger RNA, 1338 nt
Organism: Rubroshorea leprosula
Lineage: Eukaryota; Viridiplantae; Streptophyta; Magnoliopsida; Malvales; Dipterocarpaceae
Source: the annotation of a GenBank genome assembly